AGCGGCAUGGAUUAGAUCCUGUAGGGGGGAAAUGUUUUUAUUACCAUUUAUGCGUCGAAAACGUAAUGAAGGUCUGCUUUCACCCUACCCCUCUUCGCUUCUGUCUAUCCUCCCCUAUCCUCCCUCUUGCUGUUCAGUUACUGCCCUAACUGUCCGGUGGAAGGACCGCACGGCAGUGGAGGUUGCUAUGCUCGCCGGCCGGUUAUCCAAGAACUUCGAUCUGAGUAUCUUACGUCGGCACGCUUUUUCGCUGCGAAUCGGCGCCCUACAGCGUCAUAUCGACGCUUCUGGCUCCGAUAUAGCGUUCCUAUGGCUACGGAUGGUUCCUGGAGGACAGAUCUGGCACGCGUCCCUUGAUCAGGCUCAAAUAGAGAAAUGGUGAUGUUUCCGACUGCUUCUUAGCGCCGAUUGGUGUUCCUAGGUUCCGGUGGUGCCAUUGAUCCCAUGGCAUGUUCUAGAUCGCCUAUUGGGGAGGAUUGACGUUGUCGACGACUUCAUGUUGGUUGCGUAGUCACUCUCUUUUCUGUUUGUUGAUUAUUUUUGUUUGUUUUAGUUGUCUUUGAUUUUGCGACAGUUCUUAAUUUCUUAUUGAUGUGUUUGUGCUCCGAGAUUAUGUAGGGAAGAAAGUGCUUUUUUAUCUGUAAAUUUUGGAAUAUUGAUUUAAUGUUGGGUGAAAUUAUUGAAGUUUGUUUCCUGUAUUAGGGUUACUGUUUAUGAAGCUUUUCAUUUACAAGAACCAUGUGAAUUCAUGAGAACGAAAAACUGGAAACCUGCAAUGACUGCAUUAAGAUCCUAGCGUUAGAAAUUCAUUAAAAUGUUGGCAAGGAUGCAGGUUUCCUUUGUCUGUCUGCAUUUUCCUGACACCGAAUCUUGUUUUCAUGUGUUUGUGUUUACUUCUAAGAAUUUGUUUGUUUUAUUUUUGUUUAUCCUUUAAUUGUUUGAUAGCCAAGAACUAUGUGGAUUUUGAAAAGAGCAUGGAAUUUGAUUGCCCACUUGCCUUUAUUUUCCC
Molecule: messenger RNA, 1009 nt
Organism: Rubroshorea leprosula
Lineage: Eukaryota; Viridiplantae; Streptophyta; Magnoliopsida; Malvales; Dipterocarpaceae
Source: the annotation of a GenBank genome assembly